AUGACGAGAUUAUCAAAAGUUGUUGCGGGAUCAACAUUCGCUUCCGUUGUAUCUUCUCUAAGCCUCAACAUAGAAGACCAUGCCGCUAUCAAAGAGACCGCAGCCCAGAUAGCGAAGGGCCUCUACGUCUACCAUGAUCCCAGCUCCACUGCAGGUCAGUUCAAACAACCUGAGUCCUGGUUCUGGUGGCUCUCCGGCUCGGCAUGGAACGGUCUGGUAGAUUACACCGUGUAUACGGGCGACACGACCUACCAAGCCGACAUUCUCUCUUCGCUUGCAAAGAACGUCGGCCCCAAUUACGAUUUUGCCCCAGCCGAGCAAGCGGCGUGGGAGGCGAACGACGAUCAGGUCUACUGGGUCUACAACGCUUUGACAGCCAUGGAGUACAACUUCCCAGCCCUGCCGUGCGAGAGGUCUAAGACCAAAGCAGGCGGUGACGAUUGUGCCAACUCUUGGCUGGCCAUCGGCACGAACGCCUUUGAGGAGUUUGUGGCGCGCUGGAACAAAGACAGCGCAACCUGCGGAGGUGGGCUCAAGUGGCAAUUUACCGAGACAGCGAACGGCUAUUACUACAAAAAUUCCGUGUCUAAUGCCGGUUUCUUCCAGACCGCCGCCCGGCUCGCUCGGUACACCGGAAAUCAGACAUUUGGGGACUGGGCGGCCAAGGUCUGGGGUUGGUCUACGAGCGUCGGCUUCGUCAGUCCGGAUUUCCACGUGUUCGACGGUGCGGGCGAUGAGAAGGGCGCGAACUGUACGGCGAUCAACAAGGACGAAUGGAGCUAUAACAUUGCCUCUUACAUCCACGGCGCGGCCCAUAUGUAUGCCUUUACCAACAGUUCGGCCUGGGAAUCAAGAGUCCAGGGUCUAGUCCGCACAGCUCAGAAGACUUUCUUCGGCCCUACGUCCAACGCUACCGGCGUGAUGUACGAGCAGAAGUGCGAGCUGGACUCGGUGUGCAACAUCGACCAGACGAGCUUCAAGGCCAGCCUGGCGCGUUGGCUGGGAAAGACGGCAGUAUUGGUUCCUAGUCUAAAAUCGGACAUCAAAGCUUUGCUCGAGGCGACGGCUCAGGGCGCUGCUACUAGUUGCGCUGGUUAUGGCAAUGCUACCUGCGGUGUGCAAUGGUACACCGGCGGUUUCGAUGGCCAGUCGAAUUUGGGUGUCGAACUUAGUGCUCUAGAAGCAGUCCAGAGCCUUCUGGCGGCGAACGCACCGGAGUUUGCAGUUCGAUCUUAA
This is a messenger RNA of Daldinia caldariorum, 1236 nucleotides long. RefSeq names its product glycoside hydrolase family 76 protein. Gene Ontology annotation, molecular function: mannan endo-1,6-alpha-mannosidase activity. The transcript has a single exon. Bases 1 to 1236 code for a protein of 411 amino acids. The record is from RefSeq and is a predicted model, not a curated record. Gene Ontology annotation, biological process: fungal-type cell wall biogenesis; carbohydrate catabolic process. NCBI's taxonomy places the organism in Eukaryota, Fungi, Ascomycota, Sordariomycetes, Xylariales, Hypoxylaceae.